AUGGAGCCGGGCAGUAUACGCAGCAUUGAACGUACACCGCACGGCUCCGCCAAUCACCGGUCUCCAAAUCCCGGCUUGACAUGUGACAUUUUUCCGUCCAUCUGCCGCAUACGCGAUUCUCUUCUCAUCUGGAUCUUUGCCAAAAGUUUCGGGGUCCUCAUUUUCUAUGCUCUGAUUUGUGGCCCUGUAGCCGCAACCUUCACGACUACCGUUGCUCCGGUAGGCGCGGAGAUUGUGGGAUUACAACUCUUACCAUCUGCCUUGUCGAUCUUCUGGCUUUCGGUGGUCAUCCCGAGCACAUUUGCUGAACCGAUCGCCCUUUGGCUACGAACUGACAACGCAACCAAUUUUCUGCAUGCCCAGAUAUUUGUCGGCUUUAUGUUUAUGGCAGCAUGCAUUUGCCUCUGGCUUGUGCGGGCGUGGAAGAUAAUAGAGUUGGAAAAGGCUGGUGCUGACGGCGAUCCUCUCAAACGGGUAGCCCAGAUCAGGGACAAUGAUGCCGUGCCUCAAGAGCCCGUGGUCAGGACAGCGAGCAGCAUUCCUAGUAUGACGAGCAAGGCUAAGGCUGUGAAGGGAUUAUUCACGAUGGCGAGAGUAUAA
Penicillium verhagenii is the source of this 600-nucleotide messenger RNA. RefSeq names its product major facilitator superfamily domain-containing protein. Bases 1 to 600 code for a protein of 199 amino acids. The transcript has 2 exons. The record is from RefSeq and is a predicted model, not a curated record. NCBI's taxonomy places the organism in Eukaryota, Fungi, Ascomycota, Eurotiomycetes, Eurotiales, Aspergillaceae.